AUGAAGUUAGAUACCAAGUAUAUGCAAUAUUUGACACCAGAGGACUGGAAAUUGUUGAAUGCUGUUGAAAUUGGGUCUAGAACCCACGAGGUUGUUCCUACUAAGCUGAUAUGUCAAACAGCAUCACUUAGAAACGGUGCAGGUGCUGCCAACAAGGCUAUCUCUGAUCUCGCCAAGAUUAGUCUCAUUUCCAGAUUGCGGAAUGCAAAAUAUGAUGGUUACAAGCUCACUUAUAAUGGCUUCGAUUAUCUUGCAUUGAAGAAUAUGCGAGAAAAUAAUACUUUUAGUACCCUUGGUACGACUAUUGGAGUGGGUAAAGAGUCUGAUAUCUAUUCGGCAUUUGGGCCCAAGCAGGAAAGAAGAGUGUUGAAGAUUCACCGUCUUGGUAGAGUGUCGUUCAGGUCUGUGAAGACGAAAAGGGACUAUUUACGCAACAAGCAGGCUCAAAGUUGGAUGUAUUUAUCGAGGCUUGCAGCAGAAAGAGAAUGGGAUUUCAUGAAUAUUUUGUAUGACAAUGGAUUCAGUGUUCCAAAGCCUUAUGACUAUACAAAGCAUUGUGUUCUCAUGCAGCGGAUUGAAGGAUUUACCAUGAAGAUCCUCCGAAAGCAUGCUUCUUACAGGAAGUUGUACAGCCAAUUGAUGCAGUAUAUAGUGAGACUAGCAGAUUAUGGACUGAUCCACGGAGAUUUCAAUGAGUAUAACAUCAUGAUCAAGGAAGACGGUACAUGGGAUCCAGAGAAGGAAUUAGGAUUCGUGGUGAUUGAUUUCCCUCAAUGUGUCUCAGUUGAGCAUCCUGACGCAGAAUUUUACUUUGAGAGAGAUGUUGAAUGUGUCAGAAGGUUCUUCAAAAGGCGGUUCAAGUACAUUCCUAAAGAAGACAGAGACACUGAGGACACUGAUGGAUAUGGUGAGGAAUACAAGUAUGCAUAUCCGGUGCUUAGUCGAGAUGUUGAGAGAAAAGGUGAUUUGGAUGUUCAGGUUCAGGCAUCAGGGUAUAACAAGCAGUUGAAUAGGAUUGACAGGGAUUUACAGGGAGCAGUUCAGAGUAUGAAUAUAAACGAAGGAGAAGAAGAAGGAGAACUUGAAGAAGAAGGAGAACUUGAAGAAGAAGAAGAACUUGAAGAAGAAGGAGAACUUGAAGAAGAAGAAGAACUUGAAGAAGAAGGAGAACUUGAAGAACCAGAGCAACCAGAGGAACUCAAGGAACUUGAAGACGAAGAAAAUGAAAAAAUUAUAGACGUCCUAAGUUCAGGAGGAAACUUGAAAAUGGACAAACUGGGAAACUAUAUACUAGACGAAGAACACUAA
Brettanomyces nanus is the source of this 1308-nucleotide messenger RNA. RefSeq lists its product as uncharacterized. Gene Ontology annotation, cellular component: preribosome, small subunit precursor; cytosol; nucleus. Gene Ontology annotation, biological process: protein phosphorylation; maturation of SSU-rRNA. The transcript has a single exon. The record is from RefSeq and is a predicted model, not a curated record. NCBI's taxonomy places the organism in Eukaryota, Fungi, Ascomycota, Pichiomycetes, Pichiales, Pichiaceae. The coding region runs from base 1 to 1308 and encodes 435 amino acids. Gene Ontology annotation, molecular function: protein serine/threonine kinase activity; ATP binding.